AUGACAAAUUUGUUAAUAAUGGAUUAUCCGAUCAUGAAUAUGGAUUACCAAUGGAUCUCAAGGAGAACCCUAUUGUUGAUAAUAUUUAAAAUUUCCAUGCACUUUUGUGCGGAAUUAAGAGCUGGAAUGCCUAAUGUGUGUCCAUACCAAGAUGUAGAGAUGAAGAUGGUGCGUCAGCCUUGUGCGCAGGCGUACACACGACUUAUUAAAGUAUGGAAGCCAAAUUGUGGCUAUAAUGGAAAUUGGUGUGUAGGACACGAACGCAGGACUUAUUACUACAACACGUAUCGGGAAAGAUUUCAACCAAGUUAUACCACCAAAUACAAGUGUUGUCACGGCUGGCAGGAAAGAGCGGGAACGACCGGAUGCAUGUUCAGACAAUGUAACCAGGGAUCCUGUUUUAAUGGUGGACGGUGUCGAGGAGGGUACAGUCAAAUGUGUACUUGUCCAAGUGGAUUUCAAGGUCCUCGAUGUCAAUAUGAUAUCAACGAAUGUGUGAUGCAGUCAAAUGGUGGAUGUGAACAGGAAUGCUGUAACUCGGUCGGAUCAUUCUACUGUAAAUGUCGUGACGGAUUUCAGCUUGCUGGUGAUGGCAAAAGAUGUUUAGAUAUUGACGAAUGUCAACAAAGAAAUGGUGGUUGUCAACAUGGUUGCAAAAACACACACGGGGGCUUCCACUGCACAUGCCCCAAAAAUCACAGACUUCAUGCUGACGGCAAAACUUGUAUAGCCAUUUCGGAAUGUCGCAGAGAUAACGGCGGCUGUCAGCAUAACUGUCAGGAUGGUUAUGAUGGCAAUCACUAUUGUAGCUGUCGUAGUGGCUACAUUAUCAAUUCUGAUGGAAAGACCUGCGACAUGGAGGACCCAUGCCGAGAGAGAAACGGAGACUGUGCACAGAAAUGCUUGAAUGAUAGAGGAAGGGCAGUGUGUCGAUGUAAUGUAGGCUACAAACUGACCCAGAAUGGCCGUGACUGUAUAGAUAUCGAUGAAUGUGAAGCAAACAAUGGAGGUUGUACGCAAGCUUGUAUCAACACCCAGUCAUCAUUUACCUGUACUUGUACACCUGGUUACCAGCUCGGGGUCGAUGGACGCUCCUGCUACAGGAUUCAAAUGGAGGUCGUGGACAGUUGUAUGAUAAACAAUGGCGGAUGUGCGCACAUUUGUCGUCACGGUCCAGGAGGACGAAUCUGUAGCUGUCGCCAUGGAUAUAUACUUCAAGCAGAUGAGAUGUCCUGUGCAGAUGCAAAUGAGUGUGAGCUGGGAGAGGCAUGCUGUGUACAGUUAUGUACCAACAACCCUGGAGGCUACACCUGUGGCUGUCGGCCGGGUUUCGUCCUCAACAGGGAUGCCUGCGCCUGCGAUGAUAUUCAAGAAUGUUUAACUGACAAUGGUGGAUGUGAACAGAAAUGUGUCAACUCGGAGGGAUCGUUCGCUUGUGUGUGUGAUAAGCCCGGCUAUCGACUGGCACCCGAUGGACGACGGUGUCUGGUGGACUUCACUGGGGGUCGUUUUCGUACACCUGCCCCUCCUCUCCCUCCACAGCGAGGCCCCUUAAGGGGGGAUGUACCAUUCUCCCGUUAUAUUCGGUAUCAGACAACUCCUAUGCCUGUACCUAUAAUUCCAAUACAGGACAGCGAUUUGCAAUUAUCUCAUGAACUUCCAGAACCAGAAGUACAGUUUGAAUGUAUACCUGGCACUUUCGGACCUGACUGUAUGUACUCGUGUCAGGACUGCGUGAAUGGCGGUUCAUGUAACGAUCGUCAAGACGAGUGUAUCUGUCGACCUGGCUGGCGCGGACUCCUGUGUAAUCACACAUGUCCAGAGGGGUUCUAUGGUGACAACUGUAACAGUAUCUGUGAUUGUCAAAAUGGAGGCACUUGUGAUGCCGAGACUGGCCGAUGUAUAUGUCCUCCUGCUGUAGAAGGUCGUAAGUGUGAGGAUGGAUGUCCCCGCGGAUUUUACGGAGCUAGCUGCAACAUUACCUGUCCAUACCACUGCUCAAGUGGACAUUGCAACAGGCUACUCUACUACUGUCAUUGUGAGCUUGGAAAGUUUGGUCAGAGCUGUCAACUGGAUUGUCCCCCUUUCACCUACGGAUCAAACUGUAUUAAUGAAUGCGAUUGUAAUAUCAACAACACCAGGAGCUGUGAUGCCAGGACGGGAAAAUGUACAUGUCAGCCUGGUUUUUAUGGUGAGAGAUGUGAGUUGCCCUGUACAGAGGAUUUCUACGGCCCAGGAUGUCUUCAACGUUGUAACUGUCGUAAACAGAUGGUCUGCGAUCCUGUAGAUGGCGUAUGUCGUCAUAACUGCCUAGCUGGCAAAACUGGGGAAGAUUGUGAAGAAUCGUGCCCCAGUGGUACGUAUGGUCUGUACUGUAAGCGCCGCUGUCAGUGUGGGGGAAGUGAGUGCACACCUGACACUGGGGCCUGUGUGUGUCAGGCAGGGCGACGUGGAAAGCACUGCCGAGACACUUGUGAGGAGGGCACUUGGGGCAUCAACUGUGAAAACAUUUGUAUGUGUAAGAACGGCGGGUCAUGUGACCCCGUAACUGGAGAAUGCAUUUGUCCUGAUGGCUGGUAUGGUCGGGAGUGUAAUGAGAUUUGUCCCCAGGGCCGGUACGGAGCCCAGUGCCUGUCACGAUGUCUUUGUGAGAAUAACGCCAUGUGUGAUCCAAGAGAUGGUAGAUGUAACUGUUCCUCGGGCUGGACGGGUCAGAUCUGUGACAGAGCCUGUUCACCGGGGUCUUUUGGUCCAAAUUGUCAACAAAACUGUCAGUGUCGUAAUGGAGCAGAAUGUGAUCCCACCAACGGUGAAUGUCUCUGUGCUCCUGGCUGGCGUGGCCCUGGAUGUGAUCAAAAAUGUGAGAACAACACUUACGGUCCAGGAUGCAGUCAGCCUUGUCAGUGUUACAACAGUGCAAUGUGUGAUCACAUAAGUGGGGCGUGUGUGUGUACCUCCGGCUGGCGUGGCCGAAGCUGCGACAAAGCGUGUCCUGAAGGUUUCUUUGGCCUCGAGUGUCAGGGAGUCUGCAGCUGUGGUAACGGGGCCGAGUGUAACCAUGUCGACGGGACCUGUCGCUGUGCCCCUGGCUGGAGCGGUAACCAGUGCUCGGAACCAUGCAUAGCAGGGAUGUAUGGAGUGGAAUGUUCUCAAAGGUGUAACUGUCAAAACAGUGGUGUUUGUGACCAUGUGUCGGGGACAUGUAUCUGUGACAAGGGUUGGCGAGGUGCUGAUUGUGAAGAAGCCUGCCAGCCUGGCCACUAUGGCAGUAAUUGUCUGUAUCGUUGCUACUGUCUGAACGGAGCGACAUGUGACCACAUCAGUGGGGUGUGUAACUGUACGCGGGGUUACACUGGCACUGCCUGUGAACUCACAUGCCAAGAGGGAAAGUAUGGCCCUAACUGUGCUUACACAUGUGAUUGUGUCCAUAGUGAAUCCUGUGAUAAAUCUACUGGUGCGUGUACCUGUAGCCCUGGUUACCGUGGUGAGCGCUGCGAGUCGGAAUGUCCUCAUGGUUUUUAUGGAAAAAAUUGUGCAGAGAGUUGUGAAUGUCAAAAUGGAGCAGCUUGUAAUCAUGAAACUGGACAUUGUCAGUGUUUACCUGGCUGGAGAGGGCGCCACUGUCAUAAAGCUUGUCCGUCUGGAUUUUUUGGUGAAGAUUGUAUAGGAAUAUGUGAAUGUGACCCAGGAAUGCCUUGUGAUCAUAUAACUGGCACCUGUAGAUGUCCUGCAGGUUUUACUGGAGAGAGAUGUGACAAAAAAUGUCCCGAGGGUACAUAUGGUGAUGACUGUGCCAAUGUUUGUGACUGUGUGGGACAUCACAUGACCUGUCACCAUACUACAGGGGAGUGUAUAUGUAAACCUGGUCAUAGGGGGCGCUUCUGUAACAAAGGAAGGAAAAAUAAAAAAGGUAGAAAGAAUAAAGGAAAAAAACAACGUGAUGGGGAUGAGAACGAAUUGGACAACGUUAUUAUAUCAGAGUCUUUUGACUUACUCCAAGACGUCAAACCAGAAACAGCUUCAUGGAUAGCAGGUUGUAUGGAAGGAAAGUUUGGACCUAGUUGUGACCGUGACUGUCAAUGUGAAAACGGAGCAACAUGUCACGUGAUAACGGGGACUUGUCUAUGUAGGGAUGGAUAUUUUGGUCCAACUUGUGCCCUGAAAUGUCCAGAAGGUCGCUACGGAACAAAUUGCUCUGAAAUUUGUCAUUGUCUUAACGGUGGAAAAUGUGGGCGUAUCAAUGGAAGAUGUAAAUGUCAUCCUGGAUAUACUGGCUUCCUCUGUGAAAGCGAAUGCGAAGAAGGUUACUAUGGAUACAACUGUGCUCAAAAAUGUAACUGUAGCAGCCACGGGUCAUGUGACCAUAUCACGGGAACCUGCCACUGUCACCUUGGUUACACAGGCCCUAGCUGUAACAAGACUUGUCCUUUGGGCAGAUUUGGCCCCGAUUGUGUACAUUCCUGUAACUGCCAGAACCGAGCUCCAUGUGAUCCUGUGACGGGAUGCUGUUCCUGUACGGAGGGCUUCUACGGACAAAGUUGUGAAUUAGCAUGCCCAGAAGGGACACAUGGCCCUUAUUGUCGAGAGAGAUGUGAUUGUGUCAAUGGGGCCACUUGUAACGCUCAGACAGGGCAAUGUAGAUGUCGCCUGGGCUUCUUUGGGGACAGGUGUGAAGCAGUGUGUCCCAAAGGAAGAUAUGGUCUCCAUUGUAAGCAGUUCUGUGACUGUGGAAGAGGGUCAUGUGACCAUGUGACAGGAGCAUGUCAGUGUCCAGCAGGAAUGUCCCUUCCUAACUGUUCUAAUGUAUGUAAGAAAGGAAAAUAUGGCCCCAACUGUGAACACUUUUGUGACUGUGAUAACGGUAGUACCUGUGACUAUAUGUCUGGGGCCUGUAAGUGUGCCCAGGGAUUUCAUGGCUCCCAGUGUCAACAUAGUCUCAAUGUAUUCUGUAACAGUAGUACCUGUGACUAUAUGUCUGGGGCCUGUAAGUGUGCCCAGGGAUUUCAUGGCUCCCAGUGUCAACAUAGUCUCAUUUAGUUAUGAAACGUGGCAAGGAUAACAAAAGAAAUUUUCGAUAAGUCUUGGAGAGGAGACAUACCUUGGGAAAUCCAUAAUAGCGAUUGGAGUAAAUGAAAAGAAUAUUCACUGCGGAGCUUGCAUUCACUGCGGAGCUUGCAUUCACUGUGUGCGGACCAAGCAAGAAUCCAUUCAUGAAGAAUUUCCUGUGGAUGUGUUUUAUUCAUUCCCUGCAGAAUAGCCAUUGUUAAUUUAUACUUUAUGGAGCUAAAAUUGUGAUACAUAUGUAUAGAAAGCAUUUAAAAAAACAUGUUUACUCAAUUGUAAUGAAUUCUUUGUUAACUGUUUGGUGUAGAUUACGGUGCAAACUAUGACAUGUAUGCAAAUAUAUACAAAUUUUUUUAAAAAAUGGUUGUAUAUUUGCUAUACAAAACUAUAGACAAAAUUUUACUGAAGACGUGUUUAAGGAGAGACUUUAUGACUGGAUGUGGAAAGUGGACGAUUUAUUGAGGCUGAAAGAGAAUAAUUUGCUACUUGUAUGUGCACUGCUGCAACACAUUACAGUAUCCAUUUAUGGUUGUCGAGAUAAACAAUCCCACAUGGAGGCUGGUGACCUACUUACUGGUGAACAAUGGAUAACUAAAUUUGUGUCCGUUUCUUUACAGCCUUUACGUUUCUUUCUUUAGAGCAGAAAGUACAGGAAUCCAACAUAUAGGAACAAAAGAGUCCCAUAAGGCAUAGAAAGUCUUCGUUGUGAAUUCUGGGGUGUAAUAUAUAUGCUUAUACAUGUAUACAGUGAUGAGGGUUUCUAACAUUAAGCCCUCAGGAACAAAUGAUCUCUGUUUAGAAGCAUUCAAGGCCAUGUACAUAAUGCUUUUUAGAAGAUACUAGAACAGGAUGGAUUUUAGAGAGACACUUCGGUUGCUGGAGCAACAUUACAGUGAGCAUGCCCAGAGAGAUAUUACCACUCUAAUGUACACACAGAAUGUAUGGCCACUUUAGAUGGCAGUUUUUUCGCAAUAUUAAAAUUGCCAUGUUGCCAGGUGGUAGCAAUAGAGAAGUGACCUGAAUAGUGGUUUAAAUAAACAGAUCGUUGGUAUAUACAGGUACAGCUGUCUGACCCUGUACAAUACAAACACCCAUCCUUAAUGUGAUGACGAUUUUCUCCACACAAAACAUAUGUACAGUAUCUCCGCCACGUCAAAAUUCACCAUAUAUAUACAUAUAUACACGUGUUGUGCAUAAUAUUUGUCUGUCAUGAUUCUGAAUGUAAUGACCUUUUCUUUGAAAAGUGAAUUUUACCAAUUUUAACAGUUGUAAUGAAGCCUGAUAGAAGAAAAAUGCAUUCAUUUUUUUUUUUCAAUAUUUCAAUCAUGAGGUAUGACAGUGGAUUUGGCCUACUGGGAGUAGUCUGUGUUGCGCCUAAUGGUAUCAUAUGGAGCCUGUCAGUCUACUGGUUUCAACAAGACUCCCUGAUGGAUAAUCUUUCAAAAUGAAAUAAUGUUAUAUAUUAAGCUCCCUUCAAGAUCAAAUGCUAUUCUAUGUGGCUUCGUUCGCUGUAAAAUUUCCUUGAUCUGUGCCAGUAUGUGCUUCAUCAUUUCAUAUUUUGAUUUCGUAUUUUGUCAUCGUAAAUAGAAGAUACAGUAUUUUUUUGUUUUGAUAUACAUGAAAUAUGAUGAUCAAUACCUUUUUAAGUGUAAGUGUGAAACUGAUGUUUAUGAAUGUCUUUGUUACCUGUCCUCUAGACAAGGCUUUAAGAAAUCUCUCUUCAUGUACUAUAGUAAUAUAAGCUUGACUCUCACCGUUUACAUUCAAGUGUUCUCAUGGUCCCUUCUUAAGCUUCAGGUAUAUCUUUGCCAGGUAACGAUUCCGAUGUUCCCAUGCUGACUUAUUUGCAUCACUUGCCCUACUCGUGUGGAAGUCUUCAGGUGUUUCAAAGCUCCUUCAUUGGCAUCAUGUGUUCAAGCAAGCUAAAAUAGGACAAGAGCCACAUUAGGCCAUGAAAUGAUUAAGAGUUAUUGGCAAUGAAGAAAGAAUGUGUCAUCAUUCAUUGAUUAAAAGUGUUUAGAUGUUAAUGUGCUACAAUAUUUUUUCUCUCAGUUAAAAUUAAACCAAUACCUGGAUUGUACUUAAAACAAAAAUUUAAAAAAUUCUGCAUGAUAUGUCAUUUCGCUGAUCUUGAAUUUAGACAUUCCCAGUGUACCAAUGUCUGUUCCAAUAUGAAAUCAGUCUGCACAUCUGUUUUAUUGCCAACUUUCAUCUAAAAUUCCACUCAACUGCACAUUUUAAUCCUUCAGGUAAAGACAUGCUGGAGCAGCCAGAUCUGUAUAUCCUGGGUGUGCUGUAAGGGCAUGCAUGAUAGGGUACUUUAAAACACACAUGUACUGUAAGAGAAUUGAAGAAUUGUAUCCCAUUUGAAUAUUUGUAGGUUUAAUGAACAUUUUGUUUAAUUUUUGUUAAAUUCCAACAAAUGAUGCAGUUUAAUUCAAAAUCUUUAACGAUAGUCUAGAUCUGAAAAUGUGAUACAUUUUUAUUAUGGUAUGUUUAUUUAACGAUACUCUAGAUCUGAGAAUGUGAUACAGUUUGUAUAACAGUGUAAUUAUUUCCGUGUGCUUAGAGCAGAAAAAUGACGUAAUUGGAUCACUGUUGAACUCUACAAAAGAUCUGUUAUCUGUGAAUAUCUCAACUUAACUUUGUGUGUUGCAUAGUCAGCCAGAGUUAUUGAAAAUGUCCAUUUGGAACAUCUCUUAUGUUUUGUGCAGAAAAGAAUGGAAUACUCAAUCCGAUACCUCUUGAGAACAUGUAUUUCAAAGAAUGUUUAAACCGAUAGUUGUACAAUGUACAAGUUUCAUUGUUUUAAAGUGUGUUGUCAGUGUCCCUGUGUUGAAGUAAGUUUUAUUUAUGCUGUUUAUGUGUGUUGUUUUUUAUUGUUGCGUCUGUCAAACAGGUUCAGUUAUGUAUAGAAACAUUAAGAAUUUUAAAUGUUACUAAUUGUUUAACCGAAUUCAGUCUGUUUUCACAUCAAUAGUCUAAUACAAAUGAAUUAAGAUAACUAUUCAGGUUGAAACAAGAUUUGAAAUUAGAUAUUAAAAAACUGUUUUAUAUUGGUAUAGGAGUGUUAACUACCACAAGAUACAUAAUCUUUAACAAAAGUAAGAUAAAUAGUUGUCAACUUACGCUUAAUACCUUAAACGCUUAAUUUCCUAAUUAAAUCGAGUUCUAUUUAACUGGAACCCAAUUAUGAACAUUGUUUAGACAUAUUCCAAUGAAUACAGAAAUCAUAAACAUAAUAAAAGUGGUGGUAUGUAGUAGCCAGCCUUCUGAAGCCUAUAAAAUGUUAACGUCAUUUUCAUAAAGCGUUUUGUUAGAUACUUGUGUUGUUAGUAGAUACUGCUAAACUCGUAGAUCAUUGUCUGUUACACUGGUCACAUGUUAAAUCUUUGUCAUUGUUAUAAAUGAUUUUAGAGUAAAUUACUUACCGAUGUAAGAAAUUCUGAAAUGGAUAGAUGAUACAUAUGCAGAGAGAAAGUUGGAUUAAUUGAUAAUCAGAUAGAUGGCUUUGUAAGGAUCGUGAUGGGUGUCUGAUAUAUACGUACGGUUUUCAUAUUUGAUGCUUUAAAAAUGUCGUAGAUCUAGAAACAGUACAAAACUUUCUUUUAAAGAAGCUAAUCCCAUUGUGCAAUAUUUACAAUAACUAGAUGUAGAUAAUAAUGCAUGUUAUAGUGUUGGUUAUUACUGAAAACUUCUAAAUCUUCAUUACAAAAUGAAAUUAUUGAAGAAUGAAAAAGAAGCAUGGCAAUUUAUAUACAUAGUUAGGUUAACUCAUCCAACAAUGUAUUUGAAUUAACAAAUAUGCUGAAAUUGAUGGCAGAAAUUGGCUCGAAGUUCAUAUAAAAAUAUUUGUCAAAUCUGAAGAUGGUUGUUUUUUUAAAAGUAUUUGUUAGUUAUUAAGGAAACCAAUGUGAUGUUAGUCUUUCAUAGUUGAUAAAUUACUCAUAUCAUUUUAAAGAGUUGUUUUAAAUGUGUAAAGUUUACUUAAUUGUAUAUAAUGCAUUGUUCAAGUUUAGAAGAAAAACAUCUAAAUUAAACGCGUUUUCUUUGAAUUUUUUUCCCGUGACUUUGCGGGAAAUAAAUUACAGUUUCAGGAUAAUGCCAUGUUCUUGAAUGUUGUUGCUGCUGUUGGUAAGUCAACCUUAGUUUUUCUAUGACUAAUUUUGUGUUUUGAUAAUAUUCUACCUGUUAAAUGAAUUAUGGUUAUUGUUGUAUAUGUCAGCAAUAGAACAUUAUAAACAUUUUCAUCAAUAUUAACCGGAUAAUAAAAAUGAAAUAUUUGACAAAUUUUUGCUAAAAAUAAAUUUGAUAUUACACUCCAAAAUCCAUUCGUCUACUUCUAAUUUCAGUUGUAUAGAUGUACUUCCACAAGCUUGCUAAAAAUCUAAACUAUCGAAUGUUUAAGAACAAAUAGGUUUUGAUCGCAGUUUGGGUGUUGAUGAAAAUCAACAGACCUGUAUAAUGAAUUUGUAGAUUUCUGAUGUACAUUUAUUUUGGUGCAAUGUAAUUGAAAUAAUAUUGUGUGGUUUGUAUCAUUUUCUGUUUUUCGUUCCAGCUAACAAUGUACAAAAAUAAAAAAAUGAAAUGACAGAUGGGAUUUUAAUUAGAUUAAAUUAAUUACAAACUACUUAACUACAUUAGGAGGUACGCAAUCAAGAAAACUUAAAGAUAGAAUUUCACAUUAAUAUAUCUACGUCAUUAGGUUAAAAUGGAAAGACUUAAUCAUGAAUGAUAUUUUCUAUCCUUACUGAAGUUAAUGUUAAAUAUCUGCUAUAUCGAUAUAGUCAUAUUAAGAUUCCAAGCAAACUUUUAUGCAUUUUUUUGGCAACCAAAUCAUAAGGCUUGUUGUCUUGUACCAAAUGAAUCAUGAAUGGCGGUUUUCACAUCUUAAUUAUACAGUGGAGUAAUAUGUAAAUGUUUCGUGUUUGUUUUUAUACUGUUAAUAGUGAAUUUGUUUUAUUGUUUUUCAUCAGAAUAUGAUAUUACAUGUAUUAUGUACAGAGGGAGAAAUUCUUUUGUUCCUCGUUAAUCCAGUCACCUUAAUUUUUGUUAUAAUAAUGUCCAUUUGUGUCAUGUUAUCAAGACGUGUUGUUCUCUACAGUUACCAUUCUAACACAACUAUUUAUACAUCGUAUUAUGUAUUUGUCUUCAAAAGAAUAAAUGAGAAUAUUUACUUUUUA
Ylistrum balloti is the source of this 10247-nucleotide messenger RNA. RefSeq names its product multiple epidermal growth factor-like domains protein 6. Gene Ontology annotation, molecular function: calcium ion binding; scavenger receptor activity; protein binding. The transcript is spliced from 37 exons. Lineage: Eukaryota; Metazoa; Mollusca; Bivalvia; Pectinida; Pectinidae. The record is from RefSeq and is a predicted model, not a curated record. The coding region runs from base 1 to 5037 and encodes 1678 amino acids.